Daucus carota subsp. sativus is the source of this 1330-nucleotide messenger RNA. RefSeq names its product purine permease 3. Gene Ontology annotation, cellular component: membrane. Gene Ontology annotation, molecular function: purine nucleoside transmembrane transporter activity. The transcript is spliced from 3 exons. The record is from RefSeq and is a predicted model, not a curated record. The coding region runs from base 119 to 1195 and encodes 358 amino acids. Lineage: Eukaryota; Viridiplantae; Streptophyta; Magnoliopsida; Apiales; Apiaceae.
AGAAGCUCCCCACUAUGUUCCAGUGUCACCACAGGGCUUGCAUAGUUGCAUGAGUUUAUGAAUGCACUCUGAGUCUUUAUAUGUAAAAAAAAAAAAAAAAAAAUAGUGCAGAGAAAUCAUGGUGAACAUGGAAUCAAACACUCAUGUUUCACCUCAUAAAAGCCCCUUGCUCCUUGUCUUAAACUGCAUACUCCUCUCUGUGGGCAGCUGUGGGUGCCCACUGCUCAUGCGCCUCUACUUCAUCCACGGUGGCAAAAGAAUCUGGCUCUCUACUUGCCUCUUAACUGCUGGCUGGCCGAUCAUCCUCGCUGUCAUAGUUUUCACUUUCUACCAUCGUCGCGCCACCACGGGGAACUCCACGGCUAAGAUGUUUAACAUUAGGCCACGGUUGAUCGUCGCCUCGGCUGUCGUUGGUGUUUUGAUCGGGCUGGAUAACUAUCUGUAUUCGUAUGGUGUGGCGAAACUGCCUGUGUCCACUGCAGCACUUGUGGUUGCUUCGCAGCUUGCUUUUACUGCAGGUUUUGCGUAUUUACUUGUGAAGCAAAAAUUCAGUUCGUUUUCGAUCAAUGCUGUUGUGUUGCUGACUAUUGGUUCCGGAGUACUAGCCCUGCAUACGAACAGCGAUAGGCCAGAAGGAGAGUCGAAAAGAGAGUAUGUUCUGGGGUUUGUUAUGACGCUUGGAGCAGCCGCCUUGUGGGGAUUUAUAUUGCCAUUGAUCGAGUUGAUGUAUCAGAAGGCGAAGCAGGUUAUUGAUUAUCCGCUGGUGAUGGAAAUUCAACUGGUUAUGUGUUUUUUCGCCACUCUGGUUGGCAUUGUCGGGAUGCUCAUCAACAAUGAUUUCAAGGCAAUACCCAGAGAAGCAAGAAACUUUGAUUUAGGGGAAGCAAAUUACUACAUAAUAUUAGUCUGCAUUGUAAUUUCGUCGCAGUUUUUCAAUUUAGGAGCAGGAGGAGUGAUAUUUUGUUCCUCAUCUUUGUUAUCUGGCAUCGUCGUAGCAGUUCUGCUACCCGUUACUGAAGUUUUAGCUGUUCUGUUUUUCGGAGAAAAAUUUCAAGCGGAGAAAGGAGUUGCUCUUGUUCUCUCUCUCUGGGGAUUUGUUUCUUACUUCUACGGUGAAAUAAAACACAGCAAGAAAUCAGAGAAGAAUAGCCCAGCUGAAACGGAACUGCCAAUAAACCAGACUUCUGUGAAAUAAGUACAUACUUAACUAGCAUGUAUAAUCUUGUCUUUUUGUAUUCGUGUGAUAUUUGGAAACAUCUCUUCUAACAACAUUAUGCAGAUAUGUACUUGACGAAAACAAUUUUAAAAAGAGGAUGUUACAAUUUAGCUA